Messenger RNA from Aspergillus saccharolyticus JOP 1030-1, 1623 nucleotides. RefSeq names its product proteasome regulatory particle base subunit RPT2. Gene Ontology annotation, biological process: proteasome-mediated ubiquitin-dependent protein catabolic process. Gene Ontology annotation, molecular function: ATP binding; ATP hydrolysis activity; proteasome-activating activity. Bases 169 to 1560 code for a protein of 463 amino acids. The record is from RefSeq and is a predicted model, not a curated record. NCBI's taxonomy places the organism in Eukaryota, Fungi, Ascomycota, Eurotiomycetes, Eurotiales, Aspergillaceae. Gene Ontology annotation, cellular component: proteasome regulatory particle, base subcomplex. The transcript is spliced from 4 exons.
CAGCUGCUGCUCAUCUCAUCACAGCUUCACGCCUCCCAUCCUCAUCCAUCCUAGUGACAGCUCGAUUGCACUCUCUUCCCUCUAUCUGCAUCGAAUUUUAUUCCUCACUCUCUGGCAUUUAUUUUCUCUUCAGUAAUUCCUGCCCUGUGUCACUAAUAUCUUAGGACUAUGGGUAACCAGCAGUCCAACAUUGGCGGAGGGCCUGGUGGGGAUGGCAGAGACGACAAGGAUAAGAAGAAGGAUAAGCCCAGAUACGAACCUCCUCCUCCCCCGACGACUCGUCUCGGACGCAAGAAGCGCAAGGCUGCAGGCCCAAGCACUGCCUCCAAGCUUCCCGAUAUCUUCCCGACAUCACGAUGCAAACUACGAUACCUCCGCAUGCAGCGGGUCCACGACCACCUCCUGCUUGAAGAAGAAUAUGUCGAGAACAUGGAGCGUCUGCGCAAGACCAAGGCCCAGGCUGCACUUGAUGCCGCUAGCCGGAGCGACCUCGAGAUCACGGACAGGAACGCAGACGAGAGAAGCCGGGUCGAUGAUAUGAGAGGUAGCCCCAUGGGCGUUGGAAACCUGGAGGAAUUGAUCGACGACGACCACGCGAUCGUCUCCAGCGCCACUGGCCCAGAGUACUACGUUUCGAUCAUGUCCUUCGUCGACAAGGAUCUGCUCGAACCAGGUGCCAGUAUCCUCCUGCAUCACAAGUCGGUCUCCGUCGUGGGUGUGUUGACGGAAGAGUCUGAUCCACUCGUCUCCGUCAUGAAACUCGACAAAGCGCCAACAGAGUCUUACGCAGAUAUCGGAGGUCUGGAGACCCAAAUCCAGGAGGUCCGUGAAUCUGUCGAACUUCCGCUGCUCCACCCCGAGUUGUACGAGGAGAUGGGUAUCAAGCCUCCCAAAGGUGUUAUUCUCUACGGUGCCCCCGGUACAGGAAAGACCCUUCUGGCCAAGGCCGUUGCCAACCAGACUAGCGCUACCUUCCUUCGUAUUGUUGGUAGCGAACUCAUUCAGAAGUAUCUCGGAGACGGUCCUCGCUUGGUUCGCCAGAUUUUCCAGGUCGCUGCCGAACAUGCUCCUUCCAUUGUUUUCAUUGACGAAAUCGAUGCUAUUGGUACGAAACGUUACGACUCCACAUCUGGUGGUGAGCGUGAAAUCCAGCGUACCAUGCUUGAGUUGCUGAACCAGCUGGAUGGUUUUGACGACCGGGGCGAUGUCAAGGUGAUCAUGGCCACCAACAAGAUCGAGACUCUGGAUCCCGCCUUGAUCCGCCCGGGACGUAUCGACCGAAAGAUUCUUUUCGAGAACCCCGACCAAAACACUAAGAAGAAGAUUUUCACCCUGCACACAUCGAAGAUGUCGCUGGGAGAUGACGUUGACUUGGAUGAGUUCAUCAACCAAAAGGAUGAUCUUUCGGGAGCUGAUAUUCGGGCCAUCUGUACCGAGGCCGGUCUAAUGGCCUUGAGAGAACGCCGCAUGAGAGUGCAGAUGGAUGACUUCCGUGCUGCCCGGGAGCGCAUCAUGAAGACCAAGCAGGAUGGAGGUCCAGUGGAGGGACUGUACUUGUAGACGCGAUAAUGUGGUGUACGUAGAUCUAUAGUAGCAUGACGAGUGAUUUGAUACACAAGUUCC